AUGGGAGGAGUUGUGGACAAGGAAAUAAACACUCGCAAAGGACCUUAUGUUUUUCGUUUGCAUGGACAGAAUUACCACCAUAUCGGAACUCUUUUACCUGAAGGUACAAACAAACCUCGGUUUGCACAGCUGUACAUCUAUAAUACCGAAAAUGAGGUGGCAAACAGGAUAAGUGCAUCAAGAUGCAAUGAUAAUAAAUCAACAGUGGACCCCAACAUUGUCAAAGAAUUGCAAAUAAUGCUCGACGACAACAACAUCCUCGCAAAAACAUUCAGAAUGGCAAGAGAUAGAUUCCAAGAAGGAGACUACCAUGAUUACACACUUCGGAUACUAGGAAAAAGGAACGGAACACACAACCUUCCAUCCGCAUCUGAAGUUGCAGCAUUGGUAGUAAGAGAUCCAACUGGAGAGAGUGAAGGACGUGACAUUGUUGUUGAGUACAAAAAUAUGGUGCCACAAAGGAUAUCAGAGAUCCACCCGAAAUUCAUGUCCAUGCAAUAUCCGUUAUUGUUCCCAUAUGGAGAAGAUGGUUUUAAACUUGAGAUACCGUACAAGAAAACAAAAGGAGCUAAAAACAGCAGGAAAUACGUAACGUUGUUGGACUACUAUGCAUUCUACCUACAGCAACGUCCAGACCAAGGAAUGUUAUUGCUCAAGUCUGGGCAUCUGUCACUGCAAUUUUGGGUGGAUGUAUACACAUGUAUCGAGCAAAAUAGACUAAACUGGAUCCGACACAAUCAAGGAAAGCUAAGAACUGAAAUUUACAAUGGAUUGCAGGAUGCAAUUAAGCGAGGGGACACAAGAACAGAGCAGGUUGGAAAGAGGAUAAUUGUGCCUUCAUCUUUUACAGGUGGUAGAAGGAACAAGGCACAAUACUUGCAAGAUGCAUUCGCAAUAUGUCGUUGGGCUGGAUACCCAGACCUGUUUAUAACAUUCACAUGCAAUGCAAAGUGGCCUGAGAUCCAAUACAUGCUAGAUGAAGCGGGAGGUGACCAAAAGCCAGCCGAUCGGCCAGAUAUUUUGGACAGAGUAUUUAUGAUAAAACUAAAGGAGCUAAUGAGAGACAUAAAAGAGAAGAAAUACUUUGGAGAAACACUUGCAAUUAUCUACCAAUAGAAUUCCAGAGGAGAGGACUCCCGCAUGCCCACAUACUAAUAUUUUUUAAGGACAAAGACAAGUACCCAGAACCAUCGCAAAUCGAUAAAAUAAUAAGCGCUGAGAUCCCAAACAAGGACGAGGAUCCUGAGGCAUUUGAAGCUGUCGAGAACUUCAUGAUGCAUGGCCCAUGUGGAGAGGCUAAGCAAAACUCGCCAUGCAUGGUGGACCAUAGAUGCAGCAAGCAUUUCCAAAAAGAUACAAUGUUAGUACUACCAUCGAUGAGGACGGGUUUCCAGUAUAUAAAAGGAAGGACGACGGAAGGCAAAUCAAAAAGGGAGUGGUCAUGCUCGACAACAGAUUUGUUGUGCCAUACAACCGAAAUCUUCUGGUCAAAUUUCAAGCUCACAUAAAUGUCGAAUGGUGCAAUAGGUCUAGAUCAAUCAAGUACCUAUUUAAGUAUAUCGACAGAGACAACGAUCAAGUUACAACCUUGCUCAAGGAAAGGCUCGCAGCAAACGAAACUGACGAGAUCAAGAAAUACCUAGAGAUGAGAUACAUAUCAACAUCAGAAGCAUGCUGGAGGAUAUUCCAGUUUGAUCUUCACUAUCGUGAUCCAGCUGUUGAGAGGCUACCUUUCCAUCUUGAAAAUGAGCAGCAAGUGAUUUUUCCUGACUCGACUGAUCUUGACAAGAUAGUUACAAGAGAAGGAUCUAAAAGUACCAAGUUCACUCAAUGGAUGGAGGUAAAGAAUUAACGUAUGCAGAAUUCCCUACAAAAUUUGUAUGGAAACGUUAAACAAAAUGUUGGCAGAAGCGAAAAAGGGACUAUGCAAUUGGAAGAAUCUACUAUGCACAUCCCGCAAGUGGUGAGCGACAUUAUCUGAGGAUGCUUCUAAACACGAAGAAAGGAUGCACAUCAUUUGAGGACAUUAGGACCAUUGACGGAGUCACUCACCCAACGUACAAAUCAGCAUGCCAAGCCCUUGGAUUUCUGGAUGAUGACACUGAGUGGAUUGACUGUAUCAAUGAAGCAUCAAGUUGGCCAUCUGGAACACAACUGCGUCAGUUAUUCACCACCAUAUUGUCCCAUUGCGAAGUCACAAACCCAAAGAUAUUGUGGGAUUCAACAUGGGAGGCAUUGUGUGAAGAUAUGCAAUGCAAAAGAAGGAUUAUUCUAAACUUUCCAACGCUUCAGCUCACCAACACACAGAAACAAACGUAUGGUCUGAUUGAGAUAGAAAAACUGAUGAGGCAAGUAGGAAAGUCAUUAAAGGAAUAUACAGAGAUAGAACUACCAAAUGCUGCAGAGCUAGAUGAACUUGGGAACAGACUAAUAAACGAAGAGGUCAACUACGACAUGGAGAAACUCAAGGAUGAGCACAAAACCAUACUAAACAAUCUUAACCAAGACCAGAAGAAAGCCUUUGAUAAAAUAAUGGAAUCCGUCAACAAAGGGCUAGGAAAGCAGAUAUUUGUCGAAGGCUACAGUGGCACAGGAAAAACCUAUCUAUGGAAAGCAAUAACGACGAAGCUAAGAUCAGAGGGGAAGAUAGUGCUUGCGGUGGCAUCAUGUGGCAUUGCAGCGUUGCUUCUCCAAGGUGGAAGGACAGCACACCAAGGUUCCGCAUUCCACUUAAUAUAACUGAAGAAUCAACGUGUGAAAUAAAACAAGGCUCACAUUUGGCUGAACUACUAAAGAAGACCUCACUUAUAUUGUGGGACGAAGCUCCUAUGGCAAACAAACACUGCUUCGAGGCACUAGACAAAAGCCUUAGAGAUAUUCUCAGAUUCACUAACGAGAACAGCGACGAAAAGCCAUUUGGUGGAAUGACAAUUAUACUAGGAGGCGACUUCAGACAAAUCCUACCAGUUAUAACCAAAGGAAGGAGAGAGCAAAUAGUUAAUGCUACAAUCAAAAGGUCAUAUCUGUGGAAACACUUUGAAAUAUUUGAGUUGACACAAAACAUGCGGCUGAAGUGUUUGUCUGAUGAUCCAAUACAAAAGCAAAAAGUCGCUGAAUUUGCAGAGUGGAUACUACAAAUUGGCGAUGGGAAAACAACAUCAGAUGAAGGAGAGGAUUGGAUAAAAAUACCAAAGGACCUACUGCUACAGAAAGGAGAAAAUCGUAAAGAACUAAUCGUCGAAAGCAUAUAUCCAAACUUGCUGCAAAAAUACCGUGAGCGGGAUUACCUAGAAGAAAGAGCAAUACUCUGUCCAAGAAAUGAUACAGUCAAGGAGAUAAACGACCACAUCAUGAGCCAAAUACAAGGUGAUGAGGUGACAUACCUAAGCCUGGACACCAUGUGCAAGGCAACGACAAACACCAACAUCAUGAUGAACAUGCAGCCUACUGAAUUCCUAAACACCUUGACGUUCCCUGGAAUCCCAGACCAUGAGCUAAAACUGAAAGUGGGUUUGCCGGUCAUGCUCCUACGCAACAUCAACCAAGCAGCAGGUUUAUGCAAUGGUACAAGAAUGACAAUAACACAACUUGGAAACAAAUACAUUGAGACACGAAUAAUCACAGGAACACACGUCGGUGACAAGGUAUACGUACCUCGAAUAAUCAUGUCACCCAGCGACUCAAAAUGGCCAUUCGUGCUGAAAAGAAAGCAAUAUCCAUUAUCAGUGUGCUUCGCAAUGACGGUAAACAAGAGCCAAGGUCAGUCCUUAAACAAGAUAGGAAUAUAUUUGCCUAAGCAAGUGUUCUGCCACGGACAACUGUAUGUGGCAUUAUCAAGAGUGACAAACAAGGAAGGACUGAAGGUAUUGAUCGAUGACAAAGAGUGUCCAACUGAAGAUGUCGCAAAAAAUAUUGUUUAUAAAGAGAUAUUCUAAUUUAUAGUGCAGUUGAUCAAGACAACCUUCCCGCAAAAAAAAGACAA
This is a messenger RNA of Triticum aestivum (bread wheat), 3982 nucleotides long. RefSeq lists its product as uncharacterized. NCBI's taxonomy places the organism in Eukaryota, Viridiplantae, Streptophyta, Magnoliopsida, Poales, Poaceae. The record is from RefSeq and is a predicted model, not a curated record. The transcript has 2 exons. Bases 1 to 1116 code for a protein of 371 amino acids.